Necator americanus (New World hookworm) is the source of this 1806-nucleotide messenger RNA. RefSeq lists its product as uncharacterized. The transcript has 9 exons. Gene Ontology annotation, biological process: protein O-linked glycosylation via mannose; GPI anchor biosynthetic process; dolichol-linked oligosaccharide biosynthetic process. Gene Ontology annotation, molecular function: dolichyl-phosphate beta-D-mannosyltransferase activity. Lineage: Eukaryota; Metazoa; Nematoda; Chromadorea; Rhabditida; Ancylostomatidae. The record is from RefSeq and is a predicted model, not a curated record. Gene Ontology annotation, cellular component: endoplasmic reticulum membrane. The coding region runs from base 1 to 1806 and encodes 601 amino acids.
AUGGCUCCGGAGUACACAAUCUUAUUACCAACAUUCAAUGAAUCCGAGAACCUUCCGAUUUGUUUAUGGCUGAUUGAAAAAUGCCUUAAAUUCGUGAAUCACGAGGUGAUUGUAAUCGACGACGCGAGUCCAGAUGGAACACAAGAGGUAGCGGAACGGUUGCAGAAAGAGUAUGGCACAGCAUAUAUCCACGGUCUGAAGUACGCGCGAGGAGAAUUCAUCAUUUUAAUGGACGCGGAUUUGUCUCACCACCCGAAAUUUAUACCAGAAAUGAUUGAGCUUCAAAAGAAGGAAAAUCUGGACAUCGUGACGGGGACACGUUAUGCGCUUGGUGGUGGGGUCUCUGGGUGGGAUGUCAAGAGGAAAACUAUUAGCAAGGGAGCAAAUUUUUUGGCACAGGUUGGGUGUCGACCCGUGGUGAAAGCGAAGCUCGCCGUGGCAUGGCUGCUUAGUUUGGGGAAAAGUCUUUUUGCCACUCCAGCAUAUACACUGCCUCAGUACCCUGCACACUGGGCCCUGCCGUCUCAGACGUCGGACGGUAUGGCGACCGGUGAGAGGCGAUCAAAUCUCAGACUGUGUACCUACAACGCGAAAACAGUGUCCACAGACGCUGACCUGCAUGCCCUUCUCGGAGCUGCAGAGCGUAUCAAAUUUCACGUGAUUGCUCUGCAGGAGACCAAGUGCAGAAGGAGCGACGUACGACAGAUGAAUGACGAUCCUGUCACCUCGUCUGGCCAUUCUUCCCUCCGCCCUCUGCGCCAAAAAUCCAUCAGUAUCAUCAACUGCUAUUCACCAACAUCAGCAGAUGAUGAUUGCGAAUUGGACGCGUUUUACGAGGAGCUGGAGGAAGUAGUCCGCAGCGAGAAGUCCUUCUACAAAUUCGUUGUCGGAGACUUCAACGCAAAACUAGGAAAGGCCACAGAAGAGGAAUACGGGAUUGGAAGAUUUGGACUAGGGGACCGGAAUGAAAAUGGCAAUCGUCUCGCCGAGCUGUUGUCCGCCGCUCGCCUCCUUCAUGGGAACUCUCUUUUCAUGAAAAAAGAUCAUCGUCGGUGGACAUGGGAAUCGCCCAAUGGCGCGACUCUGGUUCUGAUCGCCGUCUACGACGACUACAUACUCGAGGACUCCUUGUCUCAAGGUAACUGGGACAUCGAGAAGGGCCCAAACGUGGACUACGAGAUGCUGCUCGGAGGAUUACGAGCCUGUGCUGAGCGUGCCUCGAAGCCACGCACGACAAACUUUUAUCGAAUUUCGAAGACCACCAAGGAAUUGUUGGAAGGAAGAAGGGCUUUGAGGCUUGAUCCGAAUGCAUCGCACAUUGAGCGGUUAGUAGCAAAAACUAACUGCAGAAAAGCGUUGCAGGAGGAUCUUUUGAAAUACAGGCAGAAGAAGAUUCUAGAAGCAGCACAAAGAAGAACGAGUCUAAAGAAGAGCCGCAGGGAUCUCCGCGAAUAUAAUAUUCCGCUAACAGCCUUGCUGAGCGAAGACGGGACUCGCACGUCUUCUCGUCGUGAGAUGGAAAUCAUUAUGGAGAGGUUCUACUCGAACCUUUUCCGUUCAUCAACUCCUGUGUCAAGCCCAAUCAUCCCCACUGGCGAAGCUCCACCACGGAUUCUCCCUUUGGAAGUACGAGUCGCUAUCAAGAGCAUGAAACCUGGCACAGCUCCCGGACCUGAUUUUAUAUCAGCAGAUUUUCUUUGGGCUGAUGGCCAUCCGCUUCAUGUAAUCUUAGCAGCGCACAUGACAUCCUACCUUCAGAAAGAAAGGAUCCCAGACCAGUGGAACACCUCGCGAACCGUUUCAUAA